Molecule: messenger RNA, 1491 nt
Organism: Bombina bombina (fire-bellied toad)
Lineage: Eukaryota; Metazoa; Chordata; Amphibia; Anura; Bombinatoridae
Product: NXPE family member 1-like
Exons: 4
Coding region: 1-1491 (496 amino acids)
Source: RefSeq, a predicted model, not a curated record
AUGCACUACAGAGCACCCAGCAGAUCUGAACUUAAAGAUGUUGACUUAAUUAAUCAGAUUCUCAGUGACAUAAAUAACAGUAUCCCCAGUAUCAUUGUCACCAACUUGAACACCACCACCUGUGCUACAAAGUGUCGAGUCCAGAUCUUGGAUACUGCACAAAAAUACUCUGUUGGAGACUUUUUAACAGUUCAAGUGGAAAUGUUUGAUUAUCUGGGCCAAAGGAAGACCUAUGGUGGAGACUUCUUCAGGGCCAGAAUUUAUUCCACUAAACUUAAGGCAGGGGCAUCUGGGACUGUUCGUGAUUUUAAUAAUGGCACCUACCAUGUCUACUUCACUCUAUUUUGGGAAGGUGAUGUGACAAUAUCAAUUCUUUUAAUGCAUCCAAGUGAAGGAGUGUCAGCUUUAUGGAAAGCAAGAAACAUGGGAUAUAAAAAUAUUUUCUAUACAGGAAAAUUUCUCAACAAAACCAAAGAGGUUCAUACAGAAUGUGGAUAUAUUCUGGAUUCUCCAGAAGGAAAAUGUGAGUACUCAGAUAAGAGAAAGGAAGAACACUUUUACUGCAUCAAGCCUCCAGGAGUGCCUUGUGAGGCCCUGAUAGCUAUGAAGAGCAACAACAGACCCCAUACAUAUCUCAGCAACUUGGAAAAAGGUCUCUUCAAUGGGGGGUCUAAUAUGGCUGUAGAAAUUGCUAAAGAGCUGAAAAUAGUCAUGGUUCAAAAGAGUCAAAAAAAUUAUACAAAAGACAACUCCAAAUGUGUGACUGGGAUGUCGUUGCCUUUCCCAAGUGGUUAUUUCUUCAAUAAUCUUUGGCAUCCUGUGUUUUGCAAUAUCUCUUCAUUUGAGCCCUUGUCUAAGAUUAAAACCUGUUUAUCCAGGAAAAUUAUUUACCUCAUGGGAGAUUCCACCAUUCGACAAUGGAUAGAAUUCAUUCCUGCAGUUAUGCCAAAUGUGAAGUUUUUUGACCUUCAUGGGAUUGGCUGGCACAAGGAAAUGUUAGCACUGGACUUGGAAAGGAAUAUGUACAUCAUGUGGAAGAAGCACGGGCAUCCGUUUGUGACACAAAGUUUCUUUACAGUUAAAAAUCAUGCUUAUAUAGCACAAGAUAUUGACAGAGUAGCUGGUGGUUCCAGCACAGUUAUUGUCAUUGCCUUGGGACAGCAUUUCCGUCCCUUCCCUCUUAUUGUGUUCAUCAGAAGACUUCUCAGUGUGCGGAAUGCCAUAGUGCGCCUCUUUCAUCGCAGUCCAGACACAAAAGUCAUAAUCAAGUCUGAGAAUACAAGAGAGGUCAACGCAGAUGUAGAGAGAUUCAGCGACUUUCAUGGUUAUGUUCAAUAUCUCUUAAUGAAAGACAUCUUCCAAGGGCUUAAUGUUGGGGUUAUUGAUGCUUGGGAUAUGACAACAGCCUUUGGCUCAUUUAAUGUACAUCCUCCAACAGAUGUAAUCAGGAACCAAAUCAACAUGUUCUUGACUUAUAUAUGUGAUUUAUAA